UUGCUAAAAAAAUUGCCGAAAUGCUAAAACUAAAGCCAACACAAGAAGACAUCAUCCACAAAUACAAUGCUCAAGACCUUAGCCUCUUCCACGCUCACCCUCACCACGGCCACUAGCAGCGGCAGCUCCACCACCAUUACCUCACCCCUCUUCCACUUCUCAUCCUCACUCUGCAAACCUUUCCUUAAUCCUCUCUCCAAAUCCAAAUACAGGCCCCUCGGACAUCUAUCCAAACGACAUACGACUACCAUGAACCUCUUGAACAAGCUCGGCUUCGGCUCCCCCAGGGCCACACAAUCCGCAGCCGACGCGUCGAUUGCGCAGGGACCGGACGACGACGUUCCCGCCCCUGGCCAGGAGUUCGCACAGUUCGGGGCCGGUUGCUUCUGGGGGGUUGAGCUGGCCUUCCAGAGAGUCCCUGGCGUUACCAAGACCGAGGUCGGGUACAGCCAGGGGUUCGUGCAUAGUCCCAGCUACGAAGACGUGUGCUCGGGUACCACCAACCACUCCGAGGUCGUCAGGGUCCAGUUCGACCCCAAGGAGUGCAGCUUCGACGCUCUCCUGGACGCGUUCUGGGCCAGGCAUGACCCAACCACGCUUAAUCGCCAGGGGAAUGAUGUGGGGACGCAAUACAGAUCCGGUAUAUACUUCUACACGCCUGAGCAAGAGAGGGCAGCAAGAGAGUCUCUGGAGCGUCAGCAGAAGCUCUUGAACAGGAAGAUCGUGACUGAGAUUCUGCCUGCCAAGAAGUUUUACCGAGCAGAAGAAUACCAUCAGCAGUACCUUGAAAAAGGUGGCCGAUUUGGCUUUCAACAAUCUGCUGCCAAAGGCUGCAAUGAUCCGAUCCGAUGCUAUGGCUAAUUAGUUUCUCUUAGGGGCAAGCCCCAGCCAGAGUGGAUAUUCUUGUUACGAGUCCUGAGACUUUAUGAAACGCUACUAUAAUAAAGAAUGCCCAGUGUAUUUUUACCUACUGGACGUGGAUCUGAAACUAGACGUGUGUUUUCCAACAAUCAUCAACAUUUGCAUUUGCACUGGUGGCAUGUUUUA
Juglans regia (Persian walnut) is the source of this 1047-nucleotide messenger RNA. RefSeq names its product peptide methionine sulfoxide reductase A1-like. Lineage: Eukaryota; Viridiplantae; Streptophyta; Magnoliopsida; Fagales; Juglandaceae. The transcript is spliced from 2 exons. Gene Ontology annotation, cellular component: cytoplasm. Bases 67 to 861 code for a protein of 264 amino acids. Gene Ontology annotation, biological process: cellular response to oxidative stress. Gene Ontology annotation, molecular function: peptide-methionine (S)-S-oxide reductase activity. The record is from RefSeq and is a predicted model, not a curated record.